AAAUCACAACAAAUCGAAUUUCGCUUAAUCCCUGCAUCUAGAAUUGAUACUAAAAUUUACAGGCGGUCACACGAGAUUGUUAGAAUGAUCAGCUCGAAGCAAAUAUGCAGCGUGCCUCGAUUAAACGACGCCCGUUGCAACUUGGCACCACACGCUAGCGGAGGCUAGCGAAUCAGUCGAGUUUCAACUGAGCGAGGGUUCGGCUGGUUUCGGCGUUAGAAUGCCACUUAGAGAGGAACAAUACUUCGGAAGUACGGACAGUUCGUAUGAGGCUGCCGUCAAACAUCAUUCCGAAACGAAGAAACGGUUUAGCAUCAAUCGGUUGGAAAAAGUGUCGAAAGUAAUCUUAUUGGACGUCCCAAAAGUGUGUAAAUUUCUACUACUCGCAGUGUGGGUCAGCUUAUGCAACUUGGUGAAGUUGUUCUUACCGGUUCAGCGCAAAUCCAUUACCGGUCAGAUUGCGCUGGUCACAGGUGGAGCCAACGGAUUGGGCAAAGCACUUUGCCUUCGCUUGGCGCGGGAAGGCUGUUCGGUGGCCGUAGCCGAUGUAGAUUUCUCUAGUGCACAAGCAACUGCCGAAGAAGUGCGAGGAUGUACCGGGGGUAGUGUCAAAGUGCAAGCGUUUCACGUCGACGUCGGGGACUUUAAUUCGGUGGCACAGCUAAAACAGAACGUCGAGAAGACCCUUGGACCGGUCGACAUUCUAGUUAACAAUGCAGGACUGCUGGCGAUGCUGUCACUUUCCGAAGGAACACCGGAGGAUGUGCAGAAGAUUGUCAACGUAAAUCUGAUGUCGCAUUUCUGGACAAUUCGCGCAUUCAAAGCUAGUAUGGUCGAGCGACGGCGGGGCCACAUUGUUGCAAUUUGUUCGGUGCUAGGUGUGAUACCUCACGGUCGGACGAUCUGCUACGGCACGACGAAGGCUGCCAUCCGUGGUCUGAUGGUCUCGUUGGAUGAGGAAUUUUACCUGAACGAUCUGAGCGAUGAACUGCAUACCACCACAGUCUAUCCGGCUGGAAUCAAAACCCGGAAGCAAUUUGUUGAUCUUAUGAACGAAUUGAGGUUGCGGGUACCUUGGCAUUCCCCGGAGUACGUGGCCGAUAGGGUUGUUGACGGUGUCCUAGAGAAUAAAACACACGUUGUUCCAAGCUAUUUUUUCAUCAAGGUUUUAAUCAAAUAUUUCCCUAUUUUGCCAACUAGUUUAAUACGCUUGUUCUCAGACAUAUUUAUAGGAAAAGUUCCGCAGCUCACUAAAUAACAGAAAGCAAACUAUAUUACUUGUAACUACCAUAACGAAGCGUUACAAAUUUUUAUACUUUGGAACAUAUAACAUACUGUAGAAUCAAAUGCUAAAGAUGGACAAACGGAGAAAACUGUAAAAUACAGCACUGCUUUUUAUUCAAAUAAUAAUAAAAUGACUUACAAUAUUGAUGAAAUAAUA
Molecule: messenger RNA, 1441 nt
Organism: Malaya genurostris
Lineage: Eukaryota; Metazoa; Arthropoda; Insecta; Diptera; Culicidae
Product: estradiol 17-beta-dehydrogenase 11-like
Exons: 5
Coding region: 221-1258 (345 amino acids)
Cellular component (GO): lipid droplet
Molecular function (GO): oxidoreductase activity, acting on the CH-OH group of donors, NAD or NADP as acceptor
Source: RefSeq, a predicted model, not a curated record